Messenger RNA from Dentiscutata erythropus, 173 nucleotides. The record is from the annotation of a GenBank genome assembly. Lineage: Eukaryota; Fungi; Glomeromycota; Glomeromycetes; Diversisporales; Gigasporaceae.
AGAUAGCAGACUCAAAUUCUUUGGAGGAAAAAUUUAGUCAAUUUUUGGAUAUAUGGGUGGAAAUAUCAACAAAUGAAACUGAAGAAUUAGCGGAUAUAGACGAAGAAGAAAAAGAAUUUUCUUUACUAGUUGAUGAUAUUAUUCACCCAGCGGUCGAUUCUAGUACCAAAUAG